Molecule: messenger RNA, 2611 nt
Organism: Pollicipes pollicipes
Lineage: Eukaryota; Metazoa; Arthropoda; Thecostraca; Pollicipedomorpha; Pollicipedidae
Product: nischarin
Exons: 4
Coding region: 531-1934 (467 amino acids)
Cellular component (GO): cytoplasm
Molecular function (GO): phosphatidylinositol binding; protein binding
Source: RefSeq, a predicted model, not a curated record
UGGAACGCUGCUUGAGGACUGCUCCUGGUCAGCCGGAAGCAGUAUGUCUGCCAGCCAGCUGGCACAGCAGUCAGACGCUUCCGUCAAAGACAACUGGUGCUGUUCCAGAAUCGUCAUGCUUAGGAAAGCAGGGGCUAUCCUGCGCAGCACACUGCGCUGCGGCGUCUCCCGCAACGAAAAGGAAUAGGCACCAGUGUAAUGUUCGUCAUACGCGGUUUGCUCGCGACAGCGGUGUACAAAACAACACAAAGGAAAGUUCACCGGAAGACUGUAUUUCGCGUAGGGCUGAGGACGCUGGUGCGCCGUAGUGGUGAACUAAUAUACAGAAAGUAUCAAACAGGAACCCAUGACAACGGAUCAGUCAAGUCAGUGCGCAGACGUGGGGGGUGGUCGCCCGGCUGUGAUGGAAGGCAUAUCCUGCAACUGGAAAGGUACCACUAUAUUCAAGAUUCAGUGAAAUGGGCCACUUUCAAUAUUAGGAGGGUUUGAAGACUGCCUAGCACAAUUUACCAACACAACCAGUUGGGAAGAUGGCAUUCCAUGAACCUGACCAGGGAAACCUGUGUGUGGAGAUAACAUCCUCCACCACCACCACCAGCACCACAUUCUAUCAUGUCCAGGUGACAGUGGAUGCAUGCCAGUGGCUGGUGGAGCACAGGUAUUCUGCAUUUGCUGACCUCAACUCACAGCUUGUCUCUGACAAGUUGAUCCCACUGGACCUCCUUCCUGGCAAGAAGAUAAUCGGCAACCGGGAGCCAGCGUUUGUGGACCGGCGGCGCCAGGAUCUGAACACAUAUAUCAAGCGGGUGGUGGCACUGCUGCAGCUCAACAUGCCAGAUGUGCUGGCCAAGUUCCUCGAGCUGGAGACGUACGACAUCGGCUGGAUGCUACGCCGCCAGGCGUUCUUCUGCUUCGUGCACGAGGGUGCCUACGUCGGCGGCCAGCGGCAGCUGCAGAUGACGCCGAUGGAGGUGCAGGGGCUGACGCGGCUGGUGCGCGAGGGGCGCGCCGACUCGUUCUUCCACGAGAGCAAGCUGAGCACGGCGCCCAGCCAGGUGGUGGACGUGGCCUCGCAGACGCCCAGCCUACGCGUGGCCGGAUCAUGGCAGCCGCUGGCACGCUCCAACGUGCGGCCGCACACGUACGCCUUCUCGCUGGAGUUGUUCCGUUCGCUGCGCAAACUGUCACUGCACGACGUGCCCGUGUCGAGCCUGGCCUCGCUGGCAGCGCUGCGCGACCGGCUGGUGGAGCUGAGCGUCAGCGGCGGCGCCGUGCGCGACGUGCGCGACGUGCUGCUGUGCGGCGAGCUACACCGCGACGCGCCCGCCGCCGACGCGCGCCCGCUCUGGACGUGCCUGCGCCACCUGGCGCUGCGCGACAACCACAUCCGCAGCGUGGACGAGACGGCGGCGGCGCUGGCGCCGCAGCUCACCUCGCUGGAUGUCAGCACCAACGCCGUGGAGCACAUCGGCUACCUGGCCGAGCUGCCAGCGCUGCGGCAGCUCAACCUCUCCAACAACUGCCUGGCCGACGUGCCUGACCUGCACACGCGGCUGGGCAACGUGGCGCGUCUGCGACUCUCGCAGAACCGGAUCGGCUCGCUGGCGCCGUUCGCGCGCCUCUUCUCGCUCGUGCAGCUCGAUCUCAGCUUCAACCAGGUGCAGGAGGUGGAAGAGGUGGGCCGGCUGCGCGGCCUGCCCUGCCUCGAGGACCUCAGCCUGGUCGGCAACCCGGUAACGACGGCCAUCGACUACCGGGCGCGCGCGCUGGAGCGACUGGGGCCGCGCGCGCCGCACGUGACCCUCGACAACGAACAGAGCUCGCAGGCCCAGCUGGAUCGCGUGCUGGUGAUGCAGGCGCUGCGCACGGCGCGCGAGGGCGGGCCCGAGUUCCUGCGCCGCGGCUGGCACGGCCGCGUCGUCACCAUCGUCUGAGCGGCCGGGCCAGGGUCGUGGGACGCCGGAGUCGGCGCGAAGGGCCUGUCUGCGGCGGUGGCCGAACACUACCGAUGUCGUGCCGCCAACAAAGCCGCGCUGGGCGUGCGGACGUCGGCUGUCUGCGCUCCGCCAGUCGGUCAGCCAGGUGCAGCUGCCUGUUCCGGCUUCGGCAGCCGGUGACUGUUUCGGACGUGGUGAUUGGUGCGCUUUGUACAUUGGUUUUACACGUGCGCUCGCGAGGUUGCCCGGGCGAUGCCCAUGUAUAGCCGAGUCCCGCAGAGCGCGUUGUUCCGGACCGCUAGCUUGUUAGGGCGAACCUGCCAAGCCUGCGAUCGCGAGCGGUGUGAAGCUGUCUCUUCCGACAACUAUGCCUUUUCGCAUAGGGCUUCCGGCGUGAGGUUUUAUGUUCGCCGAUGAUAAGGCACGCAUCGUGUGAAAACUAAUAUUAUAGGGCGUCGUCUGGUGAGAUUUGAGCGCUGCCAACGCAACGUGAGCAGAAGUGGUGAUCUGCAGGGAUCUGGGCGUCAAAUGGUCUCGACCGUCGGCGCGGCCCAAUGGAGCCCGAAUCAUCAAUCGACGUGUGUGGAUCGGCUCCCUAGACCCGAAUGUAUCCAACUCUACACAUGUGUAUAUCGCGUGGUGCACGGGGUGUCCCGUACUGCGCGGUCUGUCAG